Molecule: messenger RNA, 3255 nt
Organism: Rotaria sordida
Lineage: Eukaryota; Metazoa; Rotifera; Eurotatoria; Philodinida; Philodinidae
Source: the annotation of a GenBank genome assembly
AUGGCUUUCUUACUUUUUAUUAUUUUUGCCACUAUCGUAAUACAAUGUUAUGGAUCAUUUCAAAUAAAUUCGAAUGAAACAUUUGAAAAUUCUUCAGUAGUAUUGCCAACAGUACCUGAUGAUGAUAUUUAUAAAUGUAUCUCGUAUACAGGAGCUCAUAUCGAUACUUCACAUUGGAUUAAUCAAAAUUUCUCUGAUUAUAAAGAUUGUCAAACAUCAGGUUUAUACAAUCUAAAUAGAAGAGAUAGACAUUUCAAAGUUGAUAUUAUUAUUCAACAUUCAUGGAUUGUUGAUGUUUCAGUGAUUAUAUACGAUGGAACUAUUAGACCGAUUUGUGGUAUUAAUUCUGUUAAUUUUAUUAUUCGACCAACAGAUAGUUGUGAAAGAAAUGGCAUUAAUGCGACAAUUACAGAAACAGAACGGUUUGAAACAUUGUCUCUAUAUUAUGAAAUAGGCAACUUAACAAUCAUCAUGACACAUAAUAAACGUGGAGAACCUCUUCAUUUCAAUAUUAACAUUUGGCAGUUACAAUCAGCUAUUAAUGAUUCUAAUGGUCUUUGUGCAGGUCCGACAUGUAGUUCUAAAGCUAGACAUAAUCUCUACAGAAAUUAUCAAAGAUCUUCUUAUCCUACUGGUGUCAUUGUACUUAUGUGUAAUAUUUAUAUUGGUAAUUAUCUUAAAAGUAUGGCACCUCAACCAUGGGAACGAUCAUUUCAUUACAAUAGAACCAUUGAAAAUGUACAAAAAGCAUGUAGAGCUGAUAUACAAAUACAAGAUUGGCCUCAUGCAGCAGCAGGAAGUCUUGAAGUAUUAUUUGUCGAAGAUCAAGUAAAUUCAACAUCUAUCACAACAGUGACUGAUAUUCAAAUUAAUUUUCAAACAAACUUAGAAGAUAAUCUUAUCAAAUUAGCGGACACAAUGGACUUAUCAAGAGCUGAAGUCGAUAUAUUACUUUCGAAUUUGACAACAACAACCACAACCACACCUACAACAACAACAACAAUGUCUACAACAAUGAGAACAAGUAUCGAGAGUCAACCGACUACCUUAUCGACAAGUACGAGUAGAAUUACAUCAACAAUGACAUCAGUGACAUUUACAUCUACUGGAACAUUACCUCCAACGUCAAUAAUAAUAACAACAACAACAGAAUCGCCCAAAACACAGACAAUGACUAACUUGUAUCUGAGCGGUGAGAAUAUUGGUAAUCUGGAAGCUGAACACCUAGCUGAAGCAUUGCAAAAUAAUAAAACUCUAGAAAUACUUAAUCUUAGUUAUAACAAAAUUGAUGAUAGAGGUAUACAGCAUAUUGCAAAUGCAAUACAAAAUAGCAAAACAUUGACUAAACUGGAACUCCGUGGAAAUCAGAUCGGAGAUAUUGGAGCAGAGUGUCUAGCUAAUGUGUUAAUUAAUAAUAAUACGGUAGUUCUUCAUUGUCACACAGCGACGUACCCAAGAAUUUUUUUAGGGGGGGGGGGGGAUCGCCAUAGAAAAAAGGUAAUUUUUAAGUUGGGAAAAAUAAUAAAGCCGUACCCCCCUUCAGGUAUUUAAACAUGUUAGGGGGGGACCGGUCCCCCUAUUCCCACCCCUAAAUACGUCGCUGUUGUCACAUAACUAUUUUUCACAUCGCUUGUCUCGGAUUCUUAGACACUCACUAUAAUGGAGCUUAAAGAAAAUCGUAUCAGCUAUGCGGCACUACAACAUUUGUCUCAAGGGGGGAAAAGCGGAUUCUCUCGGAUCCUAGGAUCCAAAAGAAUCCGACAGGAUACACAGAAUCCGGUAGGAUCCAAAAGGAUCCAUAGGAUCCAGAAGGAUCCAAAUGGAUCCGUAGGAUCCGAAAGAAUCCAAAAGGAUCCGACAGGAUUUAUAGGAAUACAAUACAAUGCCAGUGUAAAAUCAGAAAACUAAUGAUUUCUUCAUAAUAAAUUAAAGAUAUUCGAUAACGCCUUCCACAGACCCUGGUUUGUAGCGAUUCUUAAAAACUUUCGCCCACGCGAAUUUCAUAGGUUUCGUUCGAAUAUAGCACUUAAUGGUAAGUUAGAAAAGAAAGUGAGGACUAAACUUAUGAUUGCUGUCUAUCGGUCAUUUUGACUGAUGAAAUUCUAUUAGAUCAUAAACGACUUUUAUGAAUGCUCAAUAGGAUUGCAGUUCUUUGCUCCUGUAUGAAAUGACGUUUGCUAUUAACAAGUUUCAGAAUAACUAAUGUUUAUUUUAGAGACGAAUAGGCGAGGAUACUAUUUGCGUAACCUGAAAAUGAUAUAAGUUAAAGAGCUAAGAUUUUACUAAUAUUUAUUCAGGACUUUGCUCUCUCUUUUUGAAAUGUCGAUAAAAGUCUUCAGUUCUUCUCACGUAUUGAAUACAGCAUGAGUUUUGAAGAUGAACUGAAUCUAAAAUAAGAAUAAUACGCUUUGUUGAUCAAAACAUAAUGAACAGAUAGUCUAAUUGUGCGUGCAUCGAUCCAUGAAAGACUGAAAUAGGUAACUGUUUGUGUUCCAAAAAGAAAAGCAUUAUACUAAAAUUUAUUUAUCGAGCCUUUUCAAAGCCUGACUGGAUAAUAAAUCUUGCCUUUUCUAACUAGUGAGGCGUGUUUGAUCCCGUGACAUUACUUAUUAACCUUUGUAAUUCUUUUAACUCUGAAUGUCAUCAAAAACUAGAUAUUUAAUGUGGAGAUGCACCAAUUCCAAUUUUAGUCAAUUCCAAUGCUUAGGAUUGGUUGGACUUGACUGAAUUUGCAAUUGAAAUUGAUUGGUGUUGAAUAGAAUUGAUCUGGAACUGACAAAAUCCGACAUAGAAUUGACUACGAUUCGUUCUUAGUCACACUCUGUUGUCCUUAUCUCCUGCUACAUAGUGAUGCCCUUAGAUUCCCAAACUGUUCUAUGGAGCUAAGCUUAAAGGGUGUGGGUGUGGGUGGGUGUGUGUGUGGGGUGUGGAUGUGGGUAUACGUGUGGAUAGAGAAAAGAAAGACCCACACCCACACCCUUUUCUCCUUUUUGUUCCUGUAUUGAGAAAAAUCGGUUUUACGGGUACUAUACCGGUUUUAGGUAGUAUUCAACGGUUUUUGGAUUCAAAUAAGAUUUUGGGGUAAAAACUAAAUACAGAUUCUGAAUCAGCAUAAAAAAUUGAGUCAAAUGAAGUAUCUUUCAAGCUCAUUUGAUAACUUUGAUUUUUUGGCACAUAUACAAAAAUUGUCUCUCACCUAGGGCGCCUAAAAUAAUGACAAAAAUUGAAAGUUGUCAAAUGAGUUUGAAAGAUACU